ACUGUUUGCUUCUCGUUGGCUCCUGCCACUCGCGCUCGCUGCCGCUUCGAUUUAAUUUACAGCGCUGCUCAAUGUGAUUAACGGAAUAGAGCAGACGGAGUGGGACCGGACCGGACUGGACUGAACAGGACAAUGGCGUCAGCAGUUGUGGAGCAGCAAACCAGUUGUUCGGUCCUGCUCAGCCGUGACCAAGAGCUCCUUCUGCAGCGGCUCUCUUGUAAGGAGAGAAGCAGAAUUCUAAAGAAAUCGUCCAGCGAGAUGAAGCUGAAAAGGCAAAACGCGGCUGUACCGCUGGGGACACACAAAGGGGGCGAUAGACAAAUCCCCAACGCUGCAGAUAGCCCGGCGGACAUGGAGGCUGCGACUCCCAGAUUGACUGGUCGCUCGGGUAGACGAACCUCGGCUCAUCUUGGAAAGUCCGGGGUUGUUAAGCUACCUCGGCACGCUCGGCCCAGGAGGGAGGCAUGGUCUAUCUUCGCUCAGGAAGACCCACGGGUAAAGGAGGAAAAAGGCGAAGGGCAUCUCUUCCAUCUGUGCGCAGUCGAGCUGGACUGGUGCGACGCAUGCAACAGACAAGUGCGAGUGACAGCAUACCGAUGCAGAAACUGCAGCUAUACCUGUCACUAUGAAUGCCAAGGCUUUAUUCAGCUGGACUGCAACCAGCCUCCAAGACUAUUUGAGGAUAGUCCAUCACCAGAGAAGCCUAGAACACCUAGCCCAGUCCUGAAUGAUGCCAAACAAGAGAUACCAAAGGAACUUUCCUAUCAAGAAAUUAAGAAGAAGAUUGAAGACUACAAUUCUGAAGUCUCUGACUGUCUAGGGAUGAAAUUGAGUGAGGACUGCACCUACACUGGAUUCAUCAAGGUGCAUUUGAAGCUACAACGGCCUGUGACAGUUAACCCCACAGAAGGCUCAGAGAAAAAGACCUCCUUCUACUUGCCUAUGAAUGCUGUUAAGCAACUGCAUAUAAUCAGCACCACCACAGUCAGUGAAGUUAUUCAGGGCCUGCUCCUCAAGUACAUGGUUAUCGACAAUCCCCAGAAAUUCGCACUUUACGGACAAACGCAGAGAGAUGGCCAAGAACUUGUACAGAAGCUGCCAAUGCAGGAACACCCUUUGGUCUUGAGGCUCGAUGCUGGUCCUGAUGCCUCCAAGCUAACUUUUGUACUGAAAGAAAAUGAAUCACAGGAAGUAGAGUGGCACGCCUUCUCAGUCCCAGAGCUGCAGAACUUCCUAACAAUUCUGGAAAAAGAAGAACAGGACCGAAUAAAGCAGGUGCACGCAAAAUACGACAGAUAUCGACGCAAACUAAAGAAGGCCUUAGAAGAGGCAGAAGGGAAGCCAGGAUAAUCCACAGAAAAUACGUGACUGAUACGAAUUUCACUCAGGACUCUCUUGCAGGAAAAUGAGGAAGGAACAAGACCCCCACAUGUCUUGUUAGUCCUAGGAGCUUCUUUUUCUUUUUUUUUUUUUCUUUUUGUGAAAGUUUCAUUUGGACUGACUAGUUCUGGAAACUCUGAUGGUUUUUUGGUCAAAUAGUCUUCAACUGCUGCUAUCGCAAAACCCACCAUGCGUUUGUGUUUCAGCUCUGCUAGACUGGUGCUGCUUGGUUUUCUGCCACUGCUGGAUUUGGGUGAGAGCAUUCUGGUUCAAAUAUGGAGGCAAAAAACAAUAAUUAAGGAUAAGGUCCUCCUCAUUUUUAAUAGCAUUUGGUAGUAAGGGGCAACCUUUUAAUUUGUGGGGGUAAAAAAUCCUUUAAGAUAUUUUUUUAAUUAAAAAAAAAACAAUUUUGGUAGUGAUAAGGAUUUUCUCUUUACAUUCUAUGAAAUCAUAACUUUCUUCUUUUAGUUACUUCAAAUCCAAUUAGGUUACAGUAUUAUACUGUUGUGAAUCAUCUAGUGUUUGUCUGCAUGUUGUUCAGGUUAAACCUAACAGGGCUUUCAGAAGAUUACUGUAAACACAUAAAUGGACAUCCUUAUUCUCCCAGGGUUGCCUGGACCUCUGUCCACAAGUCUGUCAUGUUAAAAGUGGCACUUGAAGAGGCCUCUAGAUCAAUGGCUAGCGAUGGAUCAUGCGAGUGUGCAGUCCAUGUGUGUGUACACAUGUUUUAUUAUACGCAUAGUGAAGAAUUGACUAGCGGUACUCUGGGCCAAACACAGGAAUAAUCGGUCACAUAUUUUUUUUCAUUCUUAAGUUUUUUGUUUCACAAUGAAUCCCAGUGCCUUCAUAGGUGUAAAUGUAUUGAACUAUUUCCUAAUGUCAAGCGCACGACAAGAAAAGAUUGUAAAAGUGUGGCGUACUGUAAAUAUUGCCCAAAAUAAGGUGUCCCUUCCAAGUACAUUUUUGAAACAUAAAAUAUCUUCAAUAAAACUCCGUGAAGGAGGCCAGGAAAUUGCAGAAUUUCUAAACUGUUAAUUUCAGAAUCCAAAAACUUUGAAGACCGCUCCAUUUUGUAAACCUUCCCACUCAAUGUGUUGUAUUUCUGAUCAUUUUUACACCAGAUUAACAAAAAGCCAUCUUUCAGAGAAGAAAGUAAACAAACUCACAGGCACGCUAAACAGUUAACAGGAUGUAAUGUUUAAUACUCCUUAACGUGCACCCAGAAAAUGGCCAAUAAAGAAUAAGCAAAAAUUACUUUUACACUUUAAGGUAAUGUUUUCAGAGUGGUCGAUGAGUUCCAGAAUAUUAGGUAUAAAUAAUAACUCAUUUAAUUUCAAUCAGUUUUGUUCCCAUUUUCAGUGGGUUGGCUUUAACUGUGAUCUUGAGCUGUCUGUGACCUCCCCACAUGUCCCAAUAAUCAAAGGUUGCCUCUAUGGACACUAAACAGAACUCCAGUUAUCUCUGUUUUCUUAUCCAGUACAACAAUCACUAGUAUUAUAUAGCAAGGUUGUGUGUUUGCCAGUUACAGAAAAAAAAAAAAUUUCUCUGAAAUUGUAUUCGUGGUAUUUUACUACCCUCAGAUACUCAGAAGUUUAGGCAUUCCAAGUGGGCUGUCUUGAAUGUUCAUGUAGUUUACAUAUGGAGGCCUUACAAUGCAUGGCCUUUUCAGAGAAGCUCACAAAGUGACUGGAGUGUCACUUGUCCCACCUCCUCAAGUGCUGGGCCUGACUGAGCCCCAGUACGACAGCAGCUGACACACAUGGCAUUUUCAGAGAGGCAAGAAGUGCUGCAUAGCACAGUGGAAAAAUCCAGCCCUGAAAAGGUGAGCAGAGCUUUAUUUAAUGGUUCACUAGGAAAUGAGUGAAAGACUGAACUAUUUCACAGCUGGGUCUCUUACAGAGAUUGCUGAAACAGAAGGGGAUAUAAUGUGGGAUUCAAGUCGGGACACAACAUCUUUUUUUUUUACAAAAGAGGGGUCCGCUAUAGCAAAGCAAAGUCUUGUGGACACAAAAAAGAAGAAAUUAAAAAAGCACAAAAUAAAUCUAAGUUACUCCCUGCUUAAAAAAAAAGGAUCUCCUUUAGUAAACGUUAUGGAUUAUUGUUUUUAUUGUAACUUUAAUUCUAAUGUAUACAUCACUAUUCCAUGUUUUCUAGCACAUUUCAUUAUUAUAAAACAUGAAUGUGACACAUGCACCAUUUCAGUUGUAUAAUUUGGGGGUCCUUUCUAUACACAGGCCUACCAGUCUGGACACACCCAGAAAUGAUCCUGUUUUUUUUAUACUGUAUAAACUGUUAGUUUUUUUAUCAAGAUACCAUUAAAUCAAUUUAGAAAUACAGACAUUACUAGUGGUUCUAAUGGCUACUACUGCUUGAAAUGACAGAUUUUCAUUUUAUUUUUCACAUAUGACUGUGAAGCUCCUUUUUCAGCAGAUAUUCUUAGAAUGAAGAUUAUUCCAUAUGACAGAAUGUUAGUACUUUGUACUCCAUGUGAUCAAAAUAACAGGUUUCAGUGGUGCUAAUGCAAUUUACGAAGGUUUCUCUAAUAACCAAUUAGCAUAUAAACACAACUAAUCAAGGAUGAGUUAAGGGAGUUAACUGUUAGCACACUGAAGGAAUGGCUGCUGGACACAGGGCUUUGCAGUCAUACGUAUGUGAAUAAUAAAUUAAAGUCAGGUGUUUUAAGCGUAUAAAUAAAAGGUAAUCAAUUUCUAUCAAAAUAUGUGCAUUUCUGUGUUUGUCCAGACCUUUGACCAGUUGUGUGUGUGUGUGUGUGUAUAUAUAUAUAUAUAUAUAUAUAUAUAUAUAUAUAUAUAUAUAUAUAUAUAUAUAUAUAUAUGUAAUAGAGAGAGAUGCAGACAAACAUAUGCAGAUAUGAGUUAGAGAUGAGUAAUUUCAGUAUUCAUCAGCAAAAGGAAAGCAUACGUGCAGUUUCAUGCCACCCUGAAUAUCUCAGCAUUUCCACUCUUUAGAUGUGUGUGUUUGUCAGUGUAGAAUUGUCCUUCAUCUGUUUGUGUUUUUUUGUUUUGAGCUUUUUUUUUUUUUAUAAAUAUUCAGACACACACCCCCCAACGUCAGAAUCAAUGUAUUGUAACAGUCUACUGAUGAACAGUUAAUUAAAAUCUCCUACUUUAUAAUGGCUAAGUACUCGCCCACUCGGCUAAACAAAGGUUGGGAAGGUUAGUUCAGGUAGAGGGGGACAUUCCUGAUUAAUAACCCUGCAUUAACAACGUGCCCCAGGACCAUCUGUAAAGGGGGCCUGCUGCUAUGUCACUCGACGGGUGGCCAUGUGAGACACACCAGUACUGCUAACCAGGAGAUGUCUGCCACUUUGCAGUGCUGUUUAGGUUGUAGAGGUGCGUUAGGUGAACAGUAUAAACCAAUGGCGUCUUUUGGCCAGUGCACUUUGCUACUUUGGUUGUGAGCCACGUGGGUGAAUUUGGGUCUUGUUAGAUGCCAAAUCCCUGGUACUUUGACAAGCUCACACAUGCACAGAAGGGUUUGGUACUGGGAUAGAUUGAAGUGCAAUAAAAAAUGGGAAAAAAAACAACAAAUCUGACAGUAUGGACGGGAUAUUUUUGCAGGCCAAGUAUUUGAAUGGUUUGUGCGCUAGCUGUGGUGGGUUGUAAAGAGGACACAUGUUCUUUGUUUUAUACAUAAGAAAUGACAGCAGUUUUGUAUGUAGGAUAAAAAUUCAGUAAUUUAUUAUUUUAACAGGGAAAAAAAAUAUCUAACGUUCAUCCUCUGUGCCUUGUGGUACCCUAACCCUUAUGCCUCUAAACAAAAUAUUAUAUGUAAAGUGUAAUAUAUACAAUAUAUACAGUAUAUAUAUAUAUAUUAUUAUACAUAGAUAGCAAGAUGUCCAUAGCACACCUGACAGCAUUUGGAUGUGCCACGUCAAACCUGCUCUGUCCGCUGGAGUGUGCGGCCCAACUGCUUCCUUGAAAACAUAAGCUGCUUAGUAAACCCUCCAAUAGGUACCUGGUAGGGGCUCAUGGUGGAGACCACGUGUUCUCAUUUAGAAAUGAGGGUGGAGACAGCUGGCAGCAGCCUAAAGAAUCCUACGGAUUACAGUCGGCCAUUGUGGCCCAACCUCAGAAGAGCCGCUGCCGCUUCAUGUGUGUAACUGGUUUCAGUUUGAAAUUCGCAAUGUGUCGAUCCAGGCUGGUGGUAGUCUGAAGGCCAUUUGGGAAGCAAAUUUCUUAAAGGAUUUUGUUUUAUUGUUGCUUUGUAUAAAGUACUCCUUCAUCACAUUUCUAAAGAGUUUGUGCUGCCAUUGUGCGUUUGUUCCACACACCAUGCCAAGGAAUUUGAGAUGAAACGGUUAGGAAAAGGAAUAAUCCAGGUAAACAUCCACAGUUGUGUCACCAGCACAACUCAUUUCCAUCAGUGUUUUUCAAAACAUCUCAACCUAAACAAUUGCCUUUUACGACUGAAAAGACUACAAGAACACCAGCAGGAUUGGAACGCUUUUGUGCACGUUGCCUUUUUUAUUUGGAUGUUACUUUUUCUUCCCCCCCCCCAACAGUUCUGGUCAGUAGGCCCAGGUGAAUAACAUGCAGUGUAACAGCUGGAGGUGCCUUUUCACUUUCUGUUACCUGGACUGACUGGAUGUACACGAAUGAGUGUGUUUGUAUGUAUAUAUUGAGAAAUGUAAAAUAUAAAUUUACUAAAGCAGCAGUUUCGUAGCUGCACCCAUGCUUGGGCCGAACUUUGGGAAAUCUAUUAAUUUAUUUGGGUCAUUUGUUACCAAGAUGUUCAAUUUCUUUCAGGUCAUUUGUCUGGGGGGGUGGGGGUCUGCUUAUUGACCACAGUGUAAAAAGUGUAAAACUGUACAAAAGAGGAAAAAAUAAAAAAAAAAGAAAUAGCGGUUGACAUAUUGCUUGGAGUUUGUUUUUUCUCCCCCACCAAAAGAUGAUACUUGCCCCUAUUGAAGUACUUCCGUAUACUUUCAUUUUUCCCUCUGACUGAAGUGGAUGAAGCAGCCCCAAUACUGAAAGCACUUUUAUCAAUCCAUUCCCCUUCUCUUCUCGUUACUUAUAUUUUAAGCAGAACUUAUUUAUACUCUUCAUUCUGGCCAC
Polypterus senegalus (gray bichir) is the source of this 6458-nucleotide messenger RNA. RefSeq names its product Ras association domain family member 5 (gene rassf5). Gene Ontology annotation, cellular component: nucleus. The record is from RefSeq and is a predicted model, not a curated record. Bases 133 to 1350 code for a protein of 405 amino acids. Gene Ontology annotation, biological process: signal transduction. The transcript has 6 exons. Lineage: Eukaryota; Metazoa; Chordata; Cladistia; Polypteriformes; Polypteridae.